Limulus polyphemus (Atlantic horseshoe crab) is the source of this 1835-nucleotide messenger RNA. RefSeq names its product X-box-binding protein 1-like. The transcript has 6 exons. The record is from RefSeq and is a predicted model, not a curated record. Lineage: Eukaryota; Metazoa; Arthropoda; Merostomata; Xiphosura; Limulidae. Gene Ontology annotation, cellular component: nucleus. Gene Ontology annotation, molecular function: DNA-binding transcription factor activity, RNA polymerase II-specific; RNA polymerase II transcription regulatory region sequence-specific DNA binding. The coding region runs from base 356 to 1237 and encodes 293 amino acids.
AACUAUUUUCAUAGAAUGUUCUAAUUUAGUUGAUGGUAAGCUUAAGUAGCUGGUAUCAUUGUGUAAUGAUAAUGGUAAAAAAUUAGGAAGUAUAAGAUAUGAUGUUGGUUAAUAAUGUUAAAUUUUUCUAAUCAGUAUUUUCUUGUUAUACUUAUAGUACUAAUAUUACAGUCGUUAUAAUUAUAUUCAUAUUACCAUCGCCAGAACGACAAUAUAACUUGUAUUACGUUGUACUUGUAGUUGUAUUAUAUCGUUUAUCAUCAUCAUCCAUAUCCUGCUUUUCCUAGAUUUGAUUUAUUUACGCUAGCCAAAGUAAUUAAGCUUAAGUUACAUAUUAUCAUCGACAUCGUCAAACAUGGCCAUUGUAAUAACAAAUGCUACCAGCCACAUCGGCUCAGAAGUAUUAAAAAAGUCUUCUUCCCACGUAACAAAUCAUCCCGAUAUUGAUAAGCUAAAUUCGUUAGGCUUCUGCUCUAGCGUUACCACUCUUCCUAGAAGUGGAAUGUCUAUUUUGAAAAGCGAGAAAGCUUUGAAAGCAGAUGUAUUAAGACAAAACGUUGAGGAAAGCAGUCGAUCAGCUAUGGGUGUAAGGAAACGAGAACGUCUUGACCAUCUUAGUUUGGAACAAAAAAUCAUGAGAAGAAAAUUGAAAAAUAGAGUUGCAGCUCAGUCUGCCAGAGACAGGAAGAAAGCAAGGCUGGAUGAGCUAGAAAUAAGUGUCAAAGUUUUAGAGAAAGAGGUAGGAUAUCUACCUCAUCUUCCUGUUCUACUUUUAUUUUUUUCAGACCCAGUCUUGAUCUCAGGUCAGAGUUUUCAUUUUCUAGAAGCAUCAAUUUCUGUUUUAAUGUUUUGUUUUCUGACAAUAAUGCCAGAUUCUGAAAAGAAACACAAAUGCUCUAAGCAACUGUAUAUUAUGAAGAACAGCAUCAACAGAGAGAAAGACUUUAGUAGAUCUUUUAAGCAAGCAUCGCUUAUUAAUGGACCUCUGCAGAAGGAACAAGAUCUACCAGUUCUUGUUCUCUUGAUGAUGCAAUACGUCUUCUUGCAAGUAAUGAUGAGUCUGAUGACCUCCUUGACCUGCUUCAGCAGUACAGUGAAGAGUUACUCCAGAGUACUUCAGAAUCGGAAGAUUCUGUUUCAUCCAACUCCGACAGUGUGCGGAAUGGAAAAAGCGAAUAUGCCAGUAAUCAAGUGGUGGGGCCCACAGCAGAAGAGUUGGAAUCCAUCAAAGAACUGAUCAGAUUUGAUCAUGUGUACUACAAGAAGUCCAGCACUGACACAUUGGCUGCGAAUUCUCCUGAAGGUAAUGCAAGUGUUUUUACUUCCACUGAUGAGCCCAUUCCAAUGAUUUCAGAGGACACAACUGAUCAAGACCUGACAAAACAGAACGUUUUAACUUCUGAAACUAUAGACAUUGCUUUUGAUGACCUUUCAGAAAUUGUAGUUGAUCAAGCUCCUGCAGAUAAUUCUGAAGAUUAUAUUUUUCCAGUGUGUUCGCCUGUUUGUCAUUCAGAUAUUUUAGAUUCCAUGAAAACAAAAAUGUCUCCAUCUAGAAGUGAUUCUGGAUAUGACUCUGGCUUUUCAUUACCUUCACCUUUAAGUGACACUGACUCCUCUGGAUUGGGUAGUCUUCUAGAUGAGUCAUCUUGGGAAGAUCCGUUUUCAGAAUUAUUUCCCACUUUAAUAUAGUAUUUUGCAUCACUGAUAUUUAAUAUAUAUAAAUUUAUUUUAUACAUACUUUUCCUCAUCUUAUAAUGAACUGUGUACAUACCUACAUGUAAAGUUUGGAUUUGGUUUUUCUGUGGAAAUAAAAAUACUAGACCAGUUUACACAGA